Molecule: messenger RNA, 2886 nt
Organism: Atta colombica
Lineage: Eukaryota; Metazoa; Arthropoda; Insecta; Hymenoptera; Formicidae
Product: thyrotropin-releasing hormone-degrading ectoenzyme-like
Exons: 15
Coding region: 1-2886 (961 amino acids)
Biological process (GO): proteolysis; peptide catabolic process
Cellular component (GO): cytoplasm
Molecular function (GO): metalloaminopeptidase activity; zinc ion binding; peptide binding
Source: RefSeq, a predicted model, not a curated record
AUGGAAGACAAUCCAACACAAGAAAUUCCGGCUUACGUUAGGCAUCGUGGAUGGCAAGUGAAAAUGCGAAUCGCGGUGGUGAUACUCAUCUUCAUUGGUUCAAUGAUCAUUUACUGGUUCGUUAGUUCGAAUAUGGAAAAUCGGCAGGAUGGUAGACAUAGAGGGUCGAUCAGUGGGAAGUCUCGUAAAAUGGCUCAUUUGGAAAGGCUGUCUGAUCAAGUCUUACCAUUAGAAUACACUUUGAAAAUAUUACCCAUAUUGGAAGAGAAUAAUUUCACAAUGAUCGGUGAUACACAGAUUCAAUUUUAUUCCAAAGUACCGACUAAACAUAUACGAUUUCACGCCCGUAAGCUCCUUAUACAAGACAUUAGCGUGAAGGAAUUUCGUUCGUCGAAUGCAUCAAAGUUAACGAGCACAUACGCUGUAAUGGAUGAUGAAGAGGAUUUUAUCGAUGUAUUUCUUUUACAUGUAUUGAUAACGGAAAAAAUUUACAUUUUACACAUAAAAUAUAUGAUCCCGUUAUAUCAAAAACCAAAAGGGUUUUUCAGGAGCGCACACAUUGACCAUAAUACAAACGAAACCAGAUGGAUAGCGGUGUCAAACUUCUCCCCAGAUUACGCUCGAUCAGCUUAUCCAUGCUUCGACGAGCCGUGGAUCAAAACGCCGUUUCGCAUCUCGAUUGGCAGAAAGUCUAACAUGCGAUCGCACUCGAAUUCAAUGCGCAAAUUCACCGAGGAAAUACAUGACAUGCCGGGAUAUGUUUGGGACCAUUAUGAGAAAACCUUUCGUAUGCCCACUUACGUGGUUGCUUUUAUGGUCACCGAUUUUUCGAGUUACGAUGUUGCUGUCACCGAUCGACCAUCGCAUACGGUCUUUUUUAGAAAAGAGAUUGCAAACGAUACAAGAUAUGUAGGCGAUCUGAUAUCGAAAAUUCUUCGUGUAGUACAGAAUUUUACUGGAUUUUAUUAUGAAUUAGAUAAAUUAGAUGUGAUUGUAGUUCCUGAACUAGCAUACGCCGCAAUGGAAAAUUGGGGUCUCUUAACGUUUCGAGAAGAUGUUAUUCUUAUAAAGAAAGAUGACAGUAUUAUUGAGUCCAAAAAGUCAAUAGCUAGUAUCGCGGCACACGAAGUCGCUCAUCAAUGGUUCGGUAAUUUGGUAACGCCAAAAUGGUGGGACGAAGUGUGGUUGAAAGAAGGAUUCGCCUCAUUUUUCGGAUUCCUAGCAUUAAACGCAAUUGAGCCUACAUCUUGGAAUCUACAGACCCAUUUCCUGAUCGGAUGUCACGACGUAUUUGAUAACGAUGCCGGCGAAGCAGCACACCCGUUACAUAUUGAUCUGAGGAAAAUGAACAAGCUCACUGGCGUCUUUGAUUUGACAUCAUACGUCAAGGGUAAUUGCAUGACGCACAUGAUCUAUCAUUUUCUGGGCGAGCGAAUCUUUCUCUCGUCUGUGCGCCACUACAUGCGCACAUAUCACUAUCGCAAUGCCGAUCAAGAGGAUCUUUGGAGCGUUUUUCAGAUGGAGAUCGAUGAAGCGAACGGGCUAUCGGCUUCCUCAGGGCUCCGCAUGAAGGACAUUAUGCGAACUUGGACGUAUCAGGCCGGACUCCCUGUCCUGCACGUCCAACAGAAUCGAGAAACCGGUGCGAUCGAGCUUAUGCAGGAUCGAUUUUAUCAUUACGGUCUAAAUAGUACAAGCGAAGAGUUAUGGCACAUCCCGUUGACGUGGACAACCGAAAAUGAACAGCAAUUUGGUAAUACCCUGCCGAAGGCAUGGAUGGUCAAGAAACGCAUGAAAAUUAACGACACUGCUUUGAGCCGGGCUACUUCCAACAACCAGUGGAUUUUGUUCAAUAUAAAUCAAACGGCGUUAUAUCGUGUCAAUUACGAUAUAGAUAACUGGAAAUUGUUGACAAAAUCUUUUCAAGCUCUGCCGGAAAUAACUAAAGUUCAAGUACUAACCGACUCAUCUGCGAUGACUAACGCCGGAUUGCUUGAUAAAAGAAUUAUGUGGAAUAUUCUUGAGAAAAUGGAAAAAGAAAGUGGAAUAAUAUUAUGGACACCUGUAUUGCGUUUAUUAACUACCAUCCAAAAUCGACUUUGGGACUCAAACUUGUUCAAGUUCGUCAUAUGCAAGUUCAUAAAUAAAGUAUACAGCAAGAUCGCACCGACGGUUAUUUAUAAGAAUCCCACGCUGUGGACAGAAUUCGAAAUUAACUUAAUGAAAUCGGCUUGUUCGGUAGAUUAUCAAGCAUGUUUAAUGACGGUUCUUGACUUUGAUCGAAAAAUGCUACAAAACGAAUCAAACUCUUUACCACAAGAAUUUCGUAGUUGGGCGUACUGCACACUCAUGAAAGUUACCACGGAGGAACAAUGGCUGGCACUUUUGAAAAGAUACAACGAAUCAACGGUACAUGAUAAGAAAAGCCUCGCCUUCGCAUUGGGAUGUCAUGCAAACGUGAGUCUGUUGCAAAGAUAUCUGUCCACAAUAUAUUCACAAAAGAAUGUAACGUCUGAAUAUGUAGAAAUAGCUCUAAAGUCCAUAGCGUUAAAUCCACACGGACAUCACGUUGCAACACAGUUUAUAACUCAACAUUGGAAUGAAUUUAACACGAAUACAACAGAAGGAAAUAAUAAUUACGCAAAUGUUACCUUAAUCGGCGUAUUGUAUGCUUUCUCGAAAAACAUUCGUCAAGAAGAGGACAUAGAAUGGCUACUACAACUGAAAGGCAAAAGCGAGAAAUAUGAUACCGUGAUCAACAAGCUUAUUAAUAGAGUUCAGACCAAUGUCGCGUGGUAUAAAAAGGAGAAAAAUGAGACAUUGAAGAUACUAGAAGAAAUUUCUGUAAAAUAUACCGAGACAAUAGAUUGUAAAAAGCAAAGUUAA